This is a messenger RNA of Anarrhichthys ocellatus (wolf-eel), 1000 nucleotides long. RefSeq names its product ADP-ribosylation factor-like protein 8A. Gene Ontology annotation, molecular function: GTP binding; GTPase activity. Gene Ontology annotation, cellular component: lysosomal membrane. The transcript is spliced from 4 exons. Gene Ontology annotation, biological process: protein transport; anterograde axonal transport. The record is from RefSeq and is a predicted model, not a curated record. Lineage: Eukaryota; Metazoa; Chordata; Actinopteri; Perciformes; Anarhichadidae. The coding region runs from base 302 to 748 and encodes 148 amino acids.
UCUAACUUGACGGAAGCUGGUAGGAAAAGGCGUCGCUAGUAAACAUCACAGACAGAAUAAAACACAAACCGCGGACAUUAGGGCCAGAAAACACCGACAUAUUAACUGUUUUCUUUGUCGUCCGUUAAGCUGUAACCGUCACCGUGAUUGUCAUAGCGGCUGUCAGCGUCCACCAAAAAAAAAAAAACACAGGACUGUCGGGGCGUUAGCCAGCUAGCUAGCUUAGCAUAGUCACCUAAUAUCCGUUAGCAGGAGCCUGCAAGCUAGCGUUAGCAUCCGACGACAAAAAAACAACAAAGAGAUGAUAGCGCUCAUCAACAAACUGCUGGACUGGUUCAAGGCGCUGUUCUGGAAGGAGGAGAUGGAGCUCACGCUGGUGGGGCUGCAGUACUCCGGGAAGACCACCUUCGUCAACGUGAUAGCGUCUGGACAGUUCAGUGAAGACAUGAUUCCUACAGUUGGAUUCAACAUGAGGAAGAUCACUAAGGGCAACGUCACCAUCAAGCUUUGGGACAUCGGCGGUCAGCCUCGGUUCAGGAGCAUGUGGGAGCGUUACUGUCGAGGAGUCAGCGCCAUCGUCUACAUGGUGGACGCAGCCGACCCAGAGAAGAUCGAAGCCUCCAAGAACGAACUCCACAACCUGCUGGACAAACCACAGCUGCAGGGAAUCCCUGUAAGAACACUACCAACCAGACCUGAACCGGACCAGAACCGGACUAGAACCGGACCAGAACUAGACCAGAACUAGACUGAACCAGACCUGAACCAGACCUGAACUAGACUGAGCUAGACCUGAACCAGACCAGAACCAGACUGCACCAGACUAAACUAGUCUGAGCCGGACCUGAACCAGACUCAGCUAGACCAGAACCAGACUGCACCAACUUUUAUAAAAAAGUUAUUUUAAAAUCGUCCUGAAGUCAGUUUAAACUUCUAAAUGUUCUGCUUUUAUUUUGUUAGUCGUCUAUCGUGUUAUUACAUAAAAACAAUCAAUUCAAAU